Cetraspora pellucida is the source of this 357-nucleotide messenger RNA. The record is from the annotation of a GenBank genome assembly. NCBI's taxonomy places the organism in Eukaryota, Fungi, Glomeromycota, Glomeromycetes, Diversisporales, Gigasporaceae.
AUGUUAAUGAUUUAAGAGAAAAAUGGAAUGAACUCACUGAAUCCCAGGUAUUUGGUUGUCAAUUUGAAUAUUUUAUCUCUUGGGAUCCUAGUACGGCUUGCUUUGCUCGUGGUCCCGAGGGGAUCCUAGUACGGCUUGCUUUGCUUGCGGUCCCAGGGGAUCCUAGUACGGCUUGCUUUGCUUGUGGUCCCGGGUAUUUGGUUGUUGAAUUUGAAUAUAGGGAUCCUAGUACAGCUUGCUUUGCUUGUGGUCCCUUAAAAUUCUUUAAAUCAAUACCGGCGGGAAUAACCUUUUACUACUUCAUGGAUAAUCUCAGAAAAGAUUUGGAACAUCAUAUGGAAGCUGUCUUAGAUGAAG